UCUGCAGAGCAACAGUGAAUCAGCGUUUUAGCAUAGGUCAUUGCCUAUAUAGAGCGAACACGUGUAUCCAAGGCCAGUUUACCGUGUGCGCUUUUGCAUCAAGUAUUAAGAUACCUUGUUUCAUAAUCGACUUAGCUGUUAUCACAGACCAUUUACUUUCAUGCGCUUUAGUCACCACUUGAAAAACGGCAUUAUGAAAGCAAUACGGGUGCAUGAGUGGGGUGGCCCAGAGGUUCUCAAGCUAGAAAAUGUACCAAUUCCGAUUCCGAAGGACACCGAGGUCUUGAUCAAAGUAAAAGCAUCAGGGGUGAACCCAGUUGACACCUACAUCCGCAAUGGAACAUAUGCACGUAAACCUAAUCUUCCUUAUAUUCCUGGUUCUGAUGCAGCCGGAAUAGUUGAAGCAGUUGGCGAGAAAGUCACAAAAUUCAAGAAAGGGGAUAGAGCUUACUCUGUUCGUAGUGUAUCAGGAGCUUACAGUGAAUAUGCAGUCUCAGAUGCUCUUUUCACUGGUCAUCUUGGAGACAAACUGACUUUCUCGCAAGGGGCAGCAGUUGGGGUGCCUUACUACACAGCUUAUCGCUCAUUGGUGCACACAGCAAAAGUAAAGCCAGCAGAGACAGUGCUCAUUCAUGGAGCAAGUGGAGCAGUAGGACUUGCUAGUGUUCAGAUUGCAAAAGCCAUGGGACUGCGUGUUCUUGGAACCGCUGGAACUCCAGAAGGACUGCAGCUGGUCAAAGACAAUGGAGCAGUGGAAGCCUUCAACCACCGAGAAGAAGGAUAUACUGAGAAGAUUCUGGAAGCAACAGAAGGUCAGGGUCCAGAUGUCAUCCUGGAGAUGUUGUCUAACGUGAAUCUCCAGCGUGACCUUGAAAUAAUCAAGCAAAAAGGACGCGUAGUGGUGAUUGGGUGCCGUGGUACCAUUGAAAUCAAUCCUCGUCUCACGAUGGCCAAGGAGAGUCAGAUUCUUGGCAUGAUGUUGCCAGGUGCAACUGAACCUGAAUGGCAGGAGAUGCAUGCCUAUGUAGAGGCAGGCAUGGAAAUUGGAUGGUUGCAGCCUCAUGUGGGAAAGGAAUAUCCGCUGGAGCAAGCAGCACAAGCGCAAAUUGAUGUCAUCAACAACUCUGGAACCCUUGGUAAACUGGUGCUAACUUUUUAAAGUUGAGGCUUAUGAAGCUUUGUAAUUGCCAGCAUGACUCCAGGGCUGGUGCAAAAAUUACCAUUGUUCCAAUCAGGUUGGACCAUCAAGAUUUUCUUUUUCUGGUUAUCUUUGUGCAUGAUUUAAAAAAUCACCAUCACAUAGUAUAGACUAAUAAAAUCAGCACUCCAUUUGUUUCCUAUCUGGCUGGAUGGAGCUUUCUAAAUAUUGUUGUAAUAUUCUAACAGUGGAAUAAGACUGCAAUUGAUGAUAAUAUUUCUAAAGACAAAAUUUAUGUUACAUAUAAAUCUUGCUUAGUUACCCAAGAAAAAGUGUUAUCCAUUUGAGUAGAUUGUGUACUUGGCUGUACCAGAUUAUGUAUGAAUACAGAAUUGUGUAUUUGUUUGUUUUACUGUGUAUAAUGGGCCUUCAUUAUGGGCAACAAUUUUUUGUUGUUGUUUUUUUUUGGUUUUUUUUUUGGGGGGGAACAGGGUUAUGAUGGUGAUGAUGUGUGGUUUGAAUGACAAAUUUUAGUUAAUUCUGUGCAGUUCUGCUGUGUAGACAUUGAGAGCAACAAUGCAGUAAGACUUUUUUUUAAUGGACUAGAGGCAUUCUUAUUAGAUGAAAGAAUGAUUUCCUCAAUUAUGUUUUGAUAUUACCAAGUUAUAUAUAUGAUGGUACUUUAUUUCAUUUAAUAUAGAUAUUAGUUAAGGGUUAUUCUGUGAUUGAUCAGGAUUAUAUGUCUGCAUGGGGUGGGGUCUACAUAAACAGAUGUUAUUGUGCUAGAGUUUCAGCUUUUAAUCAAUGUGAAAAAAAAUUAUUUAGUUUCUUAAAAUAGAAUUGUUAAUAAAAUGCAUUACUAGCAGAUACGUGAUAGUCCUUAUGUAAAUUCCUGCAAGCAUAAUAAGCAGUUUUGUAAACCACAGUAUCAAAGGAUGACAAGAUAUUUUUUCAAGCAUCUAAAUAUUUCUUAUCUUUGAUUCACUUGCUGCAUUGCAGCUUCGCUUCACAGUCAUGUAGAAGAUUUAUCUUCCUGAAGAAAUCUAGUCGAAACAUACGACAAAUUUAUGUAAUGUGACUAAUUUGCAAGUGUUUAAUGGGUGACAUUGUGAGAAAUCUAGUGCUAAAGAGUUGUGAGAGAAUAAUGAUUUAUAUGAUUAAACAACUGUUUGGAUAAUAAAAUAUUGUAAAAGAAA
Molecule: messenger RNA, 2334 nt
Organism: Pomacea canaliculata
Lineage: Eukaryota; Metazoa; Mollusca; Gastropoda; Architaenioglossa; Ampullariidae
Product: quinone oxidoreductase-like
Exons: 9
Coding region: 161-1159 (332 amino acids)
Cellular component (GO): cytosol
Molecular function (GO): mRNA 3'-UTR binding; NADPH binding; quinone reductase (NADPH) activity
Source: RefSeq, a predicted model, not a curated record